Erpetoichthys calabaricus (reedfish) is the source of this 831-nucleotide messenger RNA. It is a transcript of the gene lamtor2, whose product is annotated as late endosomal/lysosomal adaptor, MAPK and MTOR activator 2. Gene Ontology annotation, cellular component: Ragulator complex. Gene Ontology annotation, biological process: positive regulation of TOR signaling; cellular response to amino acid stimulus. Lineage: Eukaryota; Metazoa; Chordata; Cladistia; Polypteriformes; Polypteridae. The transcript has 4 exons. Bases 128 to 505 code for a protein of 125 amino acids. Gene Ontology annotation, molecular function: guanyl-nucleotide exchange factor activity; molecular adaptor activity. The record is from RefSeq and is a predicted model, not a curated record.
UCUGACGUCGCAGCAGGAAGUUCGGAUGAAAAGUCAGCUGAUGUUUUAGUGGUAUUACUUCCUAUAUCUAGUUCUGUAUUUCAUUUGACAGUUUCAAAUAAACAAGAAGUAUUCUUAUUUUUCAGAUAUGUUACGUCCGAAAGCGUUGACCCAAGUGUUAAGCCAGGCGAACACGGGUGGGGUGCAGAGCACGCUGUUGCUGAAUAAUGAAGGGUCCUUACUUGCAUAUUCAGGAUAUGGAGAUACAGAUGCUCGUGUCACAGCAGCAAUUGCCAGCAACAUCUGGGCAGCUUAUGACAAAAAUGGCCAUCAAGCAUUCAAUGAAGACAAGCUCAAAUUCAUUCUAAUGGACUGUAUGGAGGGCAGAGUGGCCAUCACUAGAGUUGCAAAUCUGCUUCUGUGCAUGUAUGCUAAAGAAACUGUGGGGUUUGGUAUGCUCAAAGCAAAGGCAGAAGCUCUAGUUGAGUAUCUUGAAGAGCCUCUCACUCAAGUAGCAGCUUCCUAAAAAGGGUUAGUGCAAUCUCUGUUCACCUGGGUCAGGCGAUUUUUCUUUCUCAAGUGACUGUGAAAGAUGAAAAAUACUUUCUGACAGGCUAUGGGCUGAGAACAUGACAUCUGCUAACAGGUCAUAUAGUCGGUUAAUUCUGUGAGAAGAUGUGCAAAGGAAAGACUCCUGAUACAGCAUCACAUUUCAUUUUCUGUGCAGAACUGCAUUGGGCUUUACUCCAGUAUCAUGAACUAUGUGGAGUUUUUCUUACUAAAAUAACUGUAAAAUAAGUGUGUGUUGAAUAUAUGCAAAUUAUUUAAUAAAAAAGUGCUUCUGAUGAGUUA